Messenger RNA from Xiphias gladius (swordfish), 929 nucleotides. RefSeq names its product chromosome 21 C1orf74 homolog (gene c21h1orf74). Lineage: Eukaryota; Metazoa; Chordata; Actinopteri; Istiophoriformes; Xiphiidae. The transcript has a single exon. Bases 53 to 844 code for a protein of 263 amino acids. The record is from RefSeq and is a predicted model, not a curated record.
ACCAUUUUGGUACAUUUGAGUAUUUGAACUGUGUGUCGUGAUUUAUGCAGCUAUGUCCACUCAGGAGCUCUUUGUUGCUGCAGCUCGUAAAUGUCUGUGUGUUGGUAGAAAAUCUCUUUCCCUUCCUCAGAGUCUGGACCUGGCUGCUCAGGUCUCGGCCGUUGAUUUGGGGUUUAAACCCGCUCUGCUGUAUGACAGUAACAGCGCCAGUUCGGAAAAGGUGCAGCAGUAUUUGAGCUCUUUGCAGUCUUCCCAGCUUGUGUCUAAAUCACUUCUCACGUUGGAUUUAAAUGGAAACACUCUUAUAGUUAAUCCAGUUACAGUCAGAUCAGAUCUAGAGCAGGUGCUUUGUGAGAGCAGCGUGGCUGUGAUCGAUGUCGGCCACUCACUGGAGAAGCCCACCAUCACUGACCUGCUCAGAGUAGAGCUGAAGAGCAUGAUACAAGUUUUACUGCUUCUUCUGAGAGGGUUUGAACAACUGAAGGAGGCUGAGAAACCUCUUUAUGUUGGAGAGAAAUGUCAAGAAUGGAACCUGUGCACAGUAUUCGGUCUUUUAUUGGGUUACCCCGUCACCUACUGGUUCGAUCAGACCAAAAGCUUUGAAAACUGUCUGUCUAUGACUCCCCUGAUGGUGACUACAGCUGCGGCAACAUGGCAGGCAGUCCCCGCAGGUCACAGAUGUUGUCUGUACUCUUUCAGCGUCCCGGCUGUUCUGCUCGAAGAGACGCAGUCCAACCUGGAGUACUGGAGGCUUCGUUUACAAAGAAGAUUUCAGCAGCAAAAUGUCCUAAAGGAUCUUACUGUUUGUCAAACCACAGUAACUCUGCCCUCAGUCUGUUUGUGAUGCUAACAUAAGUUUGUCUUUAAAAUAACCUGUUAUAGAACAUGUGGAUGUACUUUAUCAAUCCAUUAAACUUUGUCAAAACAGA